This is a messenger RNA of Motacilla alba alba, 6751 nucleotides long. RefSeq lists its product as uncharacterized. The record is from RefSeq and is a predicted model, not a curated record. NCBI's taxonomy places the organism in Eukaryota, Metazoa, Chordata, Aves, Passeriformes, Motacillidae. The coding region runs from base 5746 to 6660 and encodes 304 amino acids. Gene Ontology annotation, biological process: lipid catabolic process; phospholipid metabolic process; arachidonate secretion. Gene Ontology annotation, molecular function: calcium ion binding; phospholipid binding. The transcript has 8 exons.
UUUAAUUCUGUGGCCUUGGCUUGCCUUGUUUUCUUACUUGAGGCUUAAUAUAAGAAGUGUGCCUUAAGAGAAAUAAUUCCUGACAAAACGAGUGAUGGCAAGGAUUCUGUGGGAUACUGGUUGAUAAGAAGGACAUGGAAGGAGACAUUUUUAUCUCAUGGCGGUUUGUCUAUUGUGCCUUUUUGCUUUUUUUUUAUCUAGUAGGUGUUUCUACCCAAGCUGUGUUUGCUGGGUCAGCAAACAGCCCUCGUCAUGAUUUCUCUGAAGAUUGGAUAUAACUGCUUGUGUAAUUUCUUUUUUUUUUUUUUUCUCAAGUAUGUGAUAGGAUUCUUUUAUUAUCAUUGUUGAAGGCUUUACAAAGUAAAACAGAGAUGAUGAUGAAAACUAGAAUCACUGAAAAAGCAGUGGCAGGCCAUUCAAGAUAAUCUUCUUUCUCCUGCUGUUGAGUAGGUUUUUUGUUUUUCUUCCUUAAACAGUGUCUUUCCUUCCCUGCAAUGUCUGGGCCAGUUGUAAGCUCGUGAGAGGAGGUGUGGUACUUUUGUGCAGUAUCUGAGAGUAAACUAAAAUCUGUGCUACCUGAUCUGUACUGAUAGGGUGCUUUUUCAGAGUAAUAAUCCUGACUUAGAUAGAUAAGGUCUAACUGCUCAGCUUGUCAUGUUCCUCAUUUUCUAGAAUUAGUAGGGCAUGCAAGCCUCAGCAUGGGUCAAAAGGACUGAAGUUGCUAUUCUGCAGUUUGAGAGGAAACACUGCUGCUGAUUUUAUCUAGUACAGUUUAUGGUGUUUUUUUUUUCUUUUUUUUUUCAGGAGCUGGAAGAAUAAUUGUAUUGUGUGAUUUUAAUCAGAGCAAUGGAAAUCCCUUGCCCUCACUCUGCUCUUGUAUGGGACACUUAUUUUUCUGAAGUGUAAAUCUCAGUUUUCAAAUGUUGGCUUUCUUGCUACCAGAAGACUUGUUAUAGGGAGAAAAGGGGAUGUUAGAGGGGCUGUCAGUUCUUUCUUCAUAAUUUUAAAUACCAGCAAAACUAAGAUUGCCUGCUUGUGUCUGUGCCUGAGAAAAAAGAGGCUUUAAUUGAGCCUUGAUUUGGACCAUUUUAACUAAAAUGAGAGUCGCCUUUCAGAUUUGGUGGGGGUUAUUUUCUGUUUUGCCCUUUUGUAAAAAUUCCUUCAUCAGAGUGGGUCUUGGUGAGAGGCAUAUCUCUCCCAGAAAGAGGGCUGGCCCUCUCUGUUUGGGGUGGUGGGUAUGUGUAUCACUGUCUUGCUGUGUGUUUUGCUCAAGGUGAGCAAAAGGGAGAAAGAGUUCUUGGACUGCUGGCUUGAGUCCAAUAAAUGGCAUUGGAUGAAAGAACAACAUAGGAGAUACUGAAGAUGGAGUAAGUCUGUAAAAGAGGUGAUUAAGCACAUUAACAAAUAAUGAGACCCAGAGUGUGUGACACAGGCCCUUUACACUGACAGAGCCUCAUGACUUAUUCAGAGGCUGCAUUCAAGAGAAACUUGUGGCAUGUGUGUAUGUUUGUGGUCACAUACACAUGUGCAAUUGCAGACACCCUUGCUCAAAAAAGUAAGAAUUGCUUCAACUCAGGAGGGUAAAAGGCUGUAUUUGUAUUCCUCAGUCUUUUGUGGUCUGACCAUGGAAUGUUUGCUGAUACUGGUUCAGUGCUGAAGGUAGGGAUGGGAAAGAUACAGUCAGAUGAAAAUAGGAGAAAAAAGGGGCUAUUAUGUGUCUGUGUGCACAGGGAAAAAGGCACACACCUCUGACACUGUUGUAUGGGCUGGUGAAAGUGAAUAGAAGCGAUAUCAAAGGAAAAGGAAAAAGAAGAGGAGGAAUCUGGAAUGAGUUUAAGAACUGAGGACUCUAGGCAUUACAUGGGAACAAGCUCCCAGGACUCCAGCAAGAACUCCCCGUGUGGUAUUGUGUAGCCAGGAUUGCAAAGAUCAGCUGCUGCUCCUGCACCACUCACAGUACUGUCACAGUGGUGACUUAAGUGGGUGAAUCGUCCUCUUGUGCUUAUGAGAAGCUCCUAAAGGCUCUGUCCCCCAAAUCUGAGGUCAGCAAGCUGCAUUUCAAACAUGCCACUGUAUGACAUUGUUUCUUCCUCACAGGCUUGGGUUUGUUUUCCUGCCAACUCUCUGAAACCUCUGGGAAAGCAGGACUAGCAGAAAGCUUCACAGAUCAAUUAAGUUUUUAGUCUAGGUAGCAACCUCUUUUUUUUUUUUUUUCCCUUCAAAUGGAUGUUUUCCCCAUUAUCUCCCCAUGCUCCAGCACUUCUGAAAGGGACUGAUCAAUGAAGUUGCAAAGAGGGGGUUUAUUACUGUGUCUGUAAGGACAACUCCUGCUGGUGUUAGAGAGUAUAAGAAUAAAGCAUUAUAGAGCAGACACAAAUUACUGGCUUGUGAGUAAAGAGGACAGUUUGCCACAUACAAAAGUAAUGAUGUUUUUGGGGUGCAAGUGGUAGGAGAGUCUGGGAUGACCCAGGAGGCCUUUCUAAAUCUUGUCAUGCCAGAAACUGUGUGUCUUGAUCUGGUUUUCCUUCUGGAUCAGUCUUUUUGCUAUGGUGAUAAUGAAUGCCUCCUCUCUCCUCGUCUGAAAUGCUCUGAAGUAUUUUUUCGAGAAAGGUGUUUGGAUUUUGGUUGGGUUUUUUUUGUUUUGUUUUCUUCUGAUUUUUGCUGCAUAGGGCUGGCACCAAGUUGUGUACCAGCUUGCAGUCAGUCCCUUGCAGUGUUGUUCUGUGAUUCAAGGCAAUGACUUCUGAAAAACUCUUUCCCACUUUCUAGCAUUGUGUGUACUCAGCCAGCGCCUGUUAUUCAAAGGAAAAUUCUGAAAUGUCAGCAGCUUGUUAUCAUUACAUCUCAGACUGACUAUCCACACGCUAUUUGUAUUUCCUGCUUGAGUGGAUUGUGUGUCUCGACUGAGAGGACAGCAUCUUGAAGCUGUUUUUUUUUUUCCCAUUUCCUCAGGAAUAGCUAGAGUUUGUGCUAUAGACCUUUAUAAACUGGUUUCAAAUAGGAAUGGAUCAAAAAUUUGCAUGCUUGCUCUUAACUUUCCUGUUACUGUAGAAUAUUGCCCUAUGUUUUUAAACUGUGGCUUUCAGGACUACAGACUGACAAAUUAAGCCUUUGUUCAGGUCAUGGUUCCAGUAUGUGGCAGUGGAAGAGUGAAUCCUCCAUAACUAAAAGAUUGCAUAGGCGUCUGGACUAUGGCAAUAACAGCAAAAUUAACACUUAACAAGCACUUGUCUGCCUACUGGUACAUGCCAAGCCUUUGUACAAACCAAUGAGCACUGAAAAAAAAAACCUGAAAGUAAUAAUAUAUUCCACUCCUUUGUCUCCUCCUUCCUUCUAAAUUUACCCCUUUUAAAAAUAGCCACAGGGACAGUGUUUUAUUUAUUCCUCAGGUUAGAGCCAUGAGUGUCAGAUGUCUCUGCUCCAUUCUUUCUGUGUACAGACAAGGGUAAAGACAAUGCCUGAUUUUUGUAUGGGAUCCAAGCAUCUCUUUUACAUUGGGUUUCCUGAGGUGAAGACUGGAAAUCUUCAAGGAAGCUAGAACCUUUUGUUUAAUGAGAAUUGUUACUUAAUCAGAAUCCUCUUUUAAAAAGGUAAUGGAGCACCUCACUCUCAAGACAUCUCUAUUCACAUGGAUGAGAAGAAGAUCAGGAGUAGUCAGCAUGGAUUCACUACAGGGAACUUAGAAGCAUUCCAGGAACUUGUUUUGGAGACCAGACUGUAUGUUCAUCUCCGUGUAUGUGUGUGGGUGUUCCCUGGUCUCCUGUUGGAUGAAGCAGCCAAACCUGUUGGUGGAUCUCACAUGCUAAAGCAGCUUGAGGGGGUGUCGGUAUUGGAAAAAGACACCUUUAUUCAACUUGUACCCAUUUACUUUAUCUCUUAGUGGGAAAUGCCGCCAGGGCUCUAAAUUGAAAGCCAGCUGUCUCAGGGUGCUCAGCUGAUCAUGUGUUCCUGGCUUUUGCUACAGGCAAUGCUCAAUGUGGUUCCAAGGAGAUGCAUUUGUCUUUGGUUUGUAUCAACAGCAGUGUCCCCAGGUGGUGAUGGCAGCAGGUUCUGCACUGCCAGGGCAUGCUGUGUUUCUGACUUCUGACUGUCUAUGGCCAAGGGACAUUGACUGCAGUCUUGAAAACCUUUUUGGAGUCAUGGCCCCCUUGCCCUGACAGUUGCAGUGGGUUAUGUGAGUUCCACCAAAGCCCAACAGCUCCUGGAGGACACAAGAACCUCUCUGUUCCUGAGCGAGCCUCUCUCAGGCGGCCGACCGGCUGCUGCUCUACAGCACAAGGGCAGAACAAACAAGGAAGUGGGUGCUUCCAAAGGCCUCAGCAUAAGAGUGUCACUAACACUUGGGAGAAGAAGGCUGGGAAAGUCUUGAUGUUCCCAGUGACAACAGAAGAAGGCUGCUGGGGCCUGUCACCACCUGCAGUGACUGCACAACAAUGGGACACCUGCACCCCAUGUCUCUUCUGUGGAUUGCAUCUCCUCUCUCCAUGGCUUGUGGAAGGAAUGUGUGAAGGGAUGCAACGCCGUGUUUUGUGUGAAAUGAAUGCACCUUGCCUGGUCACAGAUCCUCAGGAGGGCUGGAUGAAGGCAGCUGUGAGGGUGGCAAGGCAGCCUGCUGGGGUGGUGUAGCUCUUCUCUAGCACACAGCCCACAGUGUUUGCCUCACAUUCAGCAAUGCUGAUAAGGAAGAAGCUGCUGCUACCUCAGCAUAUCAUAUUACUCUCCUGCUUCAACUCCCUGUCAUUUCCUGACUCCUGUCAGCUCCACCUGCCUUCCACCCCAGCAGGUUAUACAUGCAGACCAUGAGACCAUGCAGACUCCACUCCUUCAUGGGAGGGGUGAAAGAAAGUGUGCAAAAGGGGAACGACAUAUGUAGAAAUUACUUCAGAGGGGAAGGUCCCACACAGUCAGCUCAGGAGACAGUGCCUUCUGAGACUGCUGGGAGAAAACUGUGACAGUGAAAUCUUGAGAGAGGUGGCCUUUCACUUUUAUCACCUAAGGGGGAUGUGUGAUUAUAGACAAAAGCAGGCACUGAUUUUGAGAGGAUGCUGCAGGCUGGAGCCAUCCAGCUUCACUAUUCAGAAAUGACACCAUCAAGAGCAGACCAGCACACAGCAGCAGUGAAACUCAAGGAGAUGCAUACUGGACAACCUCACUCCAGGAGGCACUUGCAGAAAUCGUUUUGGGGCUGACUUAGAAACUGGAAAUAAUAAUUAUAAUAACAACAACAACAAAAAUAAUAUCAACAAUUUUGUCUUUCCUCAUUAAAGACUGAAAGGGCUUUUUCAGCACUAAAAUAUGUGCAGACCUUCCAUCUAAGACAAUAUUAAGCAAGACUGUUUACUUAUUAUAUUACUGUGUUAACUCUGUAACUGAUUAUGUCACCAGAAGUCACAUGGCAGUCUUAGAUUUUCUUUUCUUCCUCCAGAAAACUAAUGUGGAGUGUGCUUCUCUUCAGAACUGAUUUUCUCUUCCAAUUCUGACUAUCCAAACAGUCAUUCUGUAUCCUUCAGUCUCCAGUCUCCUGGUCUUUGCAGGGGCAGAUCCUUUAGGGAAUUCUAAUGCUCAUGGUAUUGCAAGAAAGAGUCCUCUGCCACUCAAAGAAUCCUGGAAAUCAAGGAAAACCCUUUGGCCUGGACAGCAAAAGCACCAUUGAUUCUUCUGGUGCUGAACAGAGAUCUCCUCUUGAGGUUGGUGGCAACAUCCACAAUGGUGGUAUUUCAUUUGAGGAAGCACAGCCUCUAGGCGAUGCAAGACAGCCCAUCUUCUACAAGAAGAUCUGAUAUUUUGAACUUCAUUGGUCCAAGAGUAUGCAGUGCCAUCACCCCUGAGGGCCAGCUGGUUUGGUGGUACAUGCCAAGGGAACUGUUUUCAGCAGAGCCAGUUUAUCUGAAGAAACAGCCCCCCAGCAGUAUGGAUCAGUUGUCUCACACAAGUGACCUGAGGCUCAAACGAGGAGCCUCUGCGGGGACGGACCGGACCGCGCUGGGGCUCGGGGGCAUCGCAGGAGAGGGUGUUCCGCUUCAAACGGGCGCAGAGCCAUGUGGAUAUAAAGCCUGGGGCAGCAGCCCGGCAGGGUUGUUUAGCACAACCACACCUCCACUCACUUGGCAGCACGGCCAGGCACUGCCGGAGUGCCGGCAGCUGAACCCCGAAGUACCCGAGUGCGGGAGCGAUCUGCCGAUGGGCCCCCGCCUGCUGCUGGUUCUGGUGCUGCUUCAGGCAGUUUGGAAAGGUGCUCUGGGAAAGUCCCAUUCACUGCACACUCGAGGAAUCAUUGAACUGGCUGGAGCCAUAACGUGUGGCACGGGACGGAGUCCCUUGGCAUAUAUUGGCUAUGGGUGCUACUGCGGACUGGGAGGACGAGGUUGGCCUAAAGAUAAAACAGACUGGUGCUGCCACAGGCAUGACUGCUGCUAUGACACGGCAGAGAAGGAAGGCUGCAACCCCAAGGUGCAGCGCUACCAGUGGGAGUGUGAGCAGAACACUGUACGGUGCGAUAACCUGACAGACCGAUGUGAAAAAAUGGUGUGCCUGUGUGACCAAGAAGCAGCCAAGUGCUGGGGAGCAGCCCCAUACAAUCCUCACUUCAUCCUCUGGCCAGACUUUUUAUGUGGACAGACUCAUCCCACCUGCCAUGUCAGAUAUGGAGGGCCAGAAUAGUCUUUUUAGGACCUUUCUUCGAACAAUUUGAACUUGAAGGUGGUGGAAUAAAAUUUUUCCUCAUUUUCCAGAUCUAACAAUGGUGUGAGAG